Cricetulus griseus (Chinese hamster) is the source of this 1816-nucleotide messenger RNA. Lineage: Eukaryota; Metazoa; Chordata; Mammalia; Rodentia; Cricetidae. The record is from RefSeq and is a predicted model, not a curated record.
AUGGAGUCGGUAAAACAAAGGAUUUUGGCCCCCGGAAAAGAGGGGAUAAAGAAUUUUGCUGGAAAAUCCCUCGGCCAGAUCUACAGGAGGGUGCUGGAGAAGAAGCAAGACACCCGGGAGACCAUUGAGCUAACAGAGGAUGGCAAGCCCCUGGAGGUGCCUGAGAAGAAGGCUCCACUGUGCGACUGCACCUGCUUCGGCCUGCCGCGCCGCUACAUCAUAGCCAUCAUGAGCGGCCUCGGCUUCUGCAUCUCCUUUGGCAUCCGCUGCAACCUGGGUGUGGCCAUUGUGGACAUGGUCAACAACAGCACCAUCCACCGCGGAGGCAAAGUUAUCAAGGAGAAAGCCAAAUUCAACUGGGACCCUGAAACCGUGGGGAUGAUUCAUGGCUCGUUCUUCUGGGGCUAUAUCAUCACCCAGAUUCCGGGUGGAUAUAUCGCAUCACGGCUGGCUGCCAACCGGGUCUUUGGGGCUGCAAUACUGCUCACCUCUACUCUCAAUAUGCUUAUCCCGUCAGCAGCCAGAGUGCAUUACGGAUGUGUCAUCUUUGUUAGGAUAUUGCAGGGGCUCGUGGAGGGUGUCACCUAUCCAGCCUGUCACGGGAUAUGGAGCAAGUGGGCCCCUCCUUUGGAGAGGAGUAGGCUGGCUACCACAUCCUUUUGUGGUUCCUAUGCUGGAGCAGUCAUUGCAAUGCCCUUAGCUGGUAUCCUUGUGCAAUACACUGGAUGGUCUUCGGUAUUUUAUGUGUAUGGAAGCUUUGGCAUGGUCUGGUACAUGUUCUGGCUUCUGGUGUCUUAUGAGAGUCCUGCAAAGCAUCCUACCAUUACAGAUGAAGAGCGUAGGUACAUAGAAGAGAGCAUUGGAGAGAGUGCAAAUCUGUUAGGUGCAAUGGAAAAAUUCAAGACCCCGUGGAGGAAGUUUUUCACAUCCAUGCCUGUCUAUGCGAUAAUUGUUGCAAACUUCUGUAGGAGUUGGACUUUUUAUUUACUGCUCAUCAGUCAACCAGCUUAUUUUGAGGAAGUUUUUGGAUUUGAAAUCAGCAAGGUUGGCAUGCUGUCUGCGGUCCCACACCUUGUCAUGACAAUCAUUGUUCCUAUCGGGGGGCAAAUUGCAGAUUUUCUAAGAAGCAAGCAAAUUCUUUCAACAACUACAGUGAGAAAGAUCAUGAAUUGUGGUGGUUUUGGCAUGGAAGCCACCCUGCUAUUGGUUGUUGGCUACUCUCACACUAGAGGGGUGGCCAUUUCCUUCUUGGUGCUUGCAGUAGGAUUCAGUGGAUUUGCUAUCUCUGGCUUCAAUGUUAACCACUUGGAUAUUGCUCCAAGAUAUGCCAGUAUCUUAAUGGGCAUUUCAAAUGGCGUUGGCACACUGUCGGGGAUGGUCUGCCCGAUCAUUGUUGGUGCAAUGACAAAGAACAAGUCCCGUGAAGAGUGGCAGUACGUCUUCCUCAUCGCUGCACUCGUCCACUAUGGUGGAGUCAUAUUUUAUGCAAUAUUUGCCUCAGGAGAGAAACAACCUUGGGCAGACCCUGAGGAAACAAGUGAAGAAAAAUGUGGCUUCAUUCAUGAAGAUGAACUGGAUGAAGAAACAGGGGACAUCACUCAGAAUUAUAUAAAUUAUGGUACCACCAAGUCUUAUGGUGCCACCACACAGGAGAAUGGAGGCUGGCCUAAUGGCUGGGAGAAAAAGGAAGAAUUUGUUCAGGAAGGAGCACAAGAUGCAUACACCUAUAAGGACCAAGAUGAUUAUUCAUAACGAAGCUAGUUGCUGGAUUCAUUUCUAGUGUUAUGAUUAAAUUCAUUGUGAUUGCACAAAAUAA